Molecule: messenger RNA, 504 nt
Organism: Nannochloropsis gaditana CCMP526
Exons: 3
Coding region: 40-504 (154 amino acids)
Source: RefSeq, a predicted model, not a curated record
CAGCCCCGCCUUCCUCCCCCCUGCGAGCGAGACGUGCGCAUGCUCAGGCACUACUUCGAUCCCUCCACUCUGCCGGGCAACCGGGAGGACGCCAAAAGGAAGAAGGAGGCGACCGGGAGAGUCCGGUACUUGAAGAGGAAGGAGAGAUCCGCGUCCGGGAUCGAGCAUACCGCUUCUCAUGCCGAUGAUGUCCUAUUCAAAGAUUAUAUGCAAAAUUUCGACUGCACCCGUACAAUCGAGCGCCUUAAGAGGACCUCGGAAACGACCAAGGUCGUAUCGUAUCUAGUGUCGGACUCGCAGCGGCUAAAGGAAAAGGCGCUAGAGAGGUACGGGCCAGAUUUACUCGUCGCCUCCACCCAGCCGAACACACAUGUUGCCCAUACGCGGUCCAAAGAUUUAGAGGAACCUGAUAAAAUGAUGAUGGAUCUUGGAUCGGCCGCUGCUGACAUGCUUGGCCUCGCCGAGAACGAUUUUUAUCGUGACGCAGAAUAUCAGCUUUGGUAG